UGCCGCCUCCGGCGCCGGGUCGGGAGGCAUGGCGGGGGCGGGGCCGCUGGAGGUGCGCGCCGAGCCGGCUGCGGGGCCCCUCGCUCGGGGUCUCUGAGCCCGCGCUGGACAGCGAUGUGACAAUGGAUCAUCAUGUUUCCACCAUCAAACCUCGAAGAAUCCAGAACCAGAAUGUCAUUCACCGCCUGGAGCGCCGGAGGAUUAGUUCGGGCAAGGCGGGCACCCACUGGCACCAGGUCCGAGUGCUCCACCAGAACGUCUUCCCCAACUUCACCGUCGUCAACGUGGAGAAGCCUCCCUGCUUUCUGCGGAAAUUCUCACCGGACGGCCGCUACUUCAUCGCCUUCUCCUCCGACCAGACCUCCCUGGAGAUCUACGAGUACCAGGGCUGCCAGGCGGCUGAGGAUCUGCUGCAGGGCUACGAGGGGGAGAUCCUGUCCAACGGCAAUGACCAGCGGUCGGUCAACAUCCGGGGCCGGCUCUUCGAACGCUUCUUCGUCCUGCUGCACAUCACCAACGUGGCCGCCAACGGUGAGCACCUGAACCGGGAGUGCAGCCUCUUCACGGACGACUGCCGCUGCGUCAUCGUGGGCUCGGCCGCCUACCUGCCCGACGAGCCGCACCCCCCCUUCUACGAGGUGUACCGCAACAGCGAGUCGGUGACGCCCAACCCGCGCUCCCCCCUGGAGGACUACUCCCUGCACAUCGUCGACCUGCACACCGGCCGCCUGUGCGACACCCGCACCUUCAAGUGCGACAAAGUGGUCCUGUCGCACAACCAGGGCCUGUACCUGUACAAGAACAUCCUGGCCAUCCUGUCGGUGCAGCAGCAGACCAUCCACGUCUUCCAGGUGACUCCCGAGGGCACGUUCAUCGACGUGCGGACCAUCGGCCGCUUCUGCUACGAGGACGACCUGCUCACCGUGUCGGCCGUCUUCCCCGAGGUCCAGCGGGACAGUCAGACGGGCAUGGCCGGUCCUUUCAGAGACCCCUUCAUCAACUCCUUGAAGCACCGACUGCUCGUCUACCUGUGGCGCCGGGCGGAGCGGGACGGCAGCACCAUGGCCAAGAGGCGCUUCUUUCAGUACUUCGACCAGCUGCGGCAGCUGCGCAUGUGGAAGAUGCAGCUGUUGGACGAGAACCACCUGUUCAUCAAGUACACCAGUGAGGAUGUGGUGACGCUGCGGGUCACAGACCCGUCCCAGGCCUCUUUCUUUGUGGUGUACAACAUGGUGACAACAGAGGUGAUUGCUGUGUUUGAGAAUACUUCGGACGAGCUUUUGGAGCUCUUUGAGAACUUCUGUGACCUCUUCCGAAACGCCACCCUGCACAGUGAAGUCCAGUUUCCCUGCUCAGCUUCCAGCAACAAUUUUGCAAGGCAGAUCCAGCGCCGGUUCAAAGACACUAUUGUCAACGCCAAGUACGGAGGCCACACAGAGGCUGUGCGCCGCCUGCUGGGCCAGCUCCCCAUCAGUGCGCAGUCAUACAGUGGCAGCCCCUACCUGGACUUGUCCCUCUUCAGCUAUGACGACAAGUGGGUGUCAGUCAUGGAGCGGCCCAAGACUUGUGGAGACCACCCAAUCAGGUUCUAUGCCCGGGACUCUGGUCUGCUCAAGUUUGAGAUUCAGGCGGGCUUACUGGGCCGCCCCAUCAACCACACGGUGCGACGCCUUGUUGCCUUCACUUUCCACCCCUUUGAGCCUUUCGCUAUUUCUGUGCAGAGGACUAACGCCGAGUAUGUUGUUAACUUCCACAUGCGACACUGCUGCACGUAGGUGCCUCACGGAAGCUGGGUUACUUGGUCUCUGGGACUGCUGUCCCUCUUCUCAGCGGGCUCUAAAGCAAAAUUUUCUGUCUACCAGCCUUGUUGGUUCCAGACUGGGGAGUCUCAGAUGAGGACAGCCAGAGAGAUGCAGCCUCACGGGUGGCUCGGCCCAACGGGUCUUGCUUUUACUACAACACAACUUCUGACUCACGGAAAGUCCUCUUGCCUCUUCCCUGUGGGAAUAACCAGCUUUAGUUAAAUCCACUCGUUUUUUGGUCUUGGUUUUACUCUGCAUUUUAUUUCUAUGAAGACGAAAGCACUCCACCUUUCUCCCUUCUUUGACAUUAUGGUGUGCAGCCUGACUCAGCUAAAUCUUACUCCUUUCCACCACGUACACAAGCACAGCUAUCUUUGUAAGGAAAAUUUGAUAAUAAAGCCUUGGUAUUUUCUUA
This is a messenger RNA of Erinaceus europaeus (western European hedgehog), 2217 nucleotides long. RefSeq names its product DET1 partner of COP1 E3 ubiquitin ligase (gene DET1). Gene Ontology annotation, biological process: positive regulation of proteasomal ubiquitin-dependent protein catabolic process; protein ubiquitination. Gene Ontology annotation, cellular component: nucleus; cullin-RING ubiquitin ligase complex. The transcript has 5 exons. Bases 123 to 1775 code for a protein of 550 amino acids. Gene Ontology annotation, molecular function: ubiquitin-like ligase-substrate adaptor activity; ubiquitin protein ligase binding. The record is from RefSeq and is a predicted model, not a curated record. NCBI's taxonomy places the organism in Eukaryota, Metazoa, Chordata, Mammalia, Eulipotyphla, Erinaceidae.